AGUAUACACCCGGAGUAUACAUAUGGCAUAAUGCACAUUGAGUGUCGCAGCACGUUGAUUUGUCGUAUAAUAUAUGCCAUGCCAGUGCAUAUAACCAGGUCCAUGAUAUAACCAUGGAGCUAUAGCUCUAUGAUAUAACCAUGGAGCUAACUCUAUGAUAUAACCUAUAAAAUGCAACGGACGUGUGUACAUACUUAAUCAUGUUGCGCUGUCAGUUUGUGAUUGAUCUCGUUGUGCCCAUGUAGUGUCUUAUCUUUGAUGAAAGUACGGAUUAAAGAUGUCUGGCUCCAUAAAGUAUCACAUACCUGUCUCAUCAAGAGCUCAUCCCUCUAUACGAGAAUGUAUACUGAACAAAUGGGGAUGUGUGGUGGUUGUUGCAACUAUGUUUUAUAAUUUCUUGCUGAAUGGACUCUUGUUUAACUACAAUCUACUGUUUGUCGCAUUUCAGGAAGAAUUUGAAAGCAGCGCCACAUUAACAGGUUGGAUUGGCUCUCUCCCUCUCGGUAUCUCCCUCAUGGUCGCCCCGUUCAUCAAACUAGCGUCGGAAAGAUUCGGCUAUAGAUCGGUUUCAAUCGCUGGCGUUGUUUCGACUUCGGCGGGCGUUUUAGUGACGUCAUUCUUGCCUCGUCUCCUACCGAUGUUUGGAACUUUUGGUGUUAUGAAUGGAAUAGGAGCAGGACUUUUCACAGUUUGUGCUUUUGAUCUGAUAGUCUUGUAUUUUCCUGAGAGGAAUACAAUGACAGCUGUGGCAUUAGCCUCUACAGGUUCUACAGCAGGAAUGCUGGUCUUCUCGCAAGUUAUGGCUCUCCUCAUAACAAGGUUUGGUUGGAGGGUCACACUACGGAUCAUGGCAGCACUUCAUUUUGGCAUUGGUCUUCCCAGUGUCCUAACGUUUACUGUCCCCAAAUGUCCCCGCAGUAAGAAAGAAAAUAAUAACACAUUUAUGAAACUCGAACCAACGGGUGAAGCCUCUUCCAGUGAUAAACCACUAUUACAUGAAAAAUCUAGAGAAGAAAAUGUAAAUUCUCCGGACAAGACAAGUGACGCAUGUCAAGGAGACGGCAGAGAAUUGGCGACCGACGUCGAAGUUUGUGGUAGGGUCCAUGGUAGAACAGAGGAAAUAAGACUCCACGACGAUGGAGUUGAGGGAUGUUUCCUGACCGAUGAACAAACGUCUGGUCGUGGUUCGAAGAAUUCUGAAGAUAGUGAAGAAAACCCAGAGAUGGAUAGGUAUGCUUUGUCUCAAAGUGCUUCUACCACACCCAAGAUAGUGGAAAUGAUACCCACAAUCAACUCUUCUAAUAGGAACACCCUCACACAAGAUACAUGGGAUAAGAUGCCCGAGCUACAGAAUGAUUACACCGUGACAUCGAUGGUCGAUUGUAAUGAUGACUGUGACGAGAAUGAAAUUUCUCCUUUCACAGUGAAAAAUAAUGAUGGCAUAAAGACUCUAUCAGAGUUAACCAAAGAUCAGGAUCGGAGCAUGCUUUGGAGGAUUGGAAAGGCUUUGACCUUCCCUGACCUAUGGAUGGCUUCUCUUUCAUAUAUCCUAAAUGGAAUAGGAAGUUGUUUCUUCUAUGUCAAUGUGAUCAGUUACUUGAUGUCUGUUGGGUUUGAUGAACAGAUAGGGGUGCAGUUUGUAUCUUUCAUGGCCUUGUCUAGUCUUGUAGGUAAAGUUUUGUUGGUCGUGAUUGGAGAGUAUGUACCAUUCCCGAGAAUCUACCUGCAGGUCAUCUCUAAUCUCAUCUCUAUCAUCGCCCUAAUCUCGUUUAUGUUUGUAACGAGUGUUAUACCUCUAAUGUGCAUCGCAAUAGCUGUUGGAAUAGCCAUAGCGAUUGAUAACGUGGUCGUUUUCAGUCUUGCCCCUGAUCUAUUUGGAAAAGAGAAGGCAUUGGAAACAUCCGCAGUACUGUACCUCUGCUACGGCUCCGGAUUCCUACUUGGGUCUCUUGUUGGUCAGAGCAUCGAUCAAACAGGUUCGUAUGGGAGCGCCCUACUUGCUUUCGUCGGUAUAUUUGCUACAUCUGGGGUCCUGCUACUGCUUACGCCUCUCUAUCAACGUUACUUCGCACCCGAGCGAUUUGUUACCUUCAAGAUUCACCGGCGAAAGAUGGAGGCAAGAAAGAAGAGGAGUGCAUCCACCAAAGGUGAUAACAAAAACAAACAAAAUCUCGAGAAAGAAAAAAGCACUCUAGAUCUCUUACCUUAUAAGCCGAUACCGCGAACAUCAUGAUCAUCCACUAUGUAUUCCACGAUAUUCACUUGAUUCUCUAGGCCUACAGCUUGUGUAGCGCUGUCGAUUUCAUAUGGGCAGAGUUAUAGGACAUAAGAUUUGAGUACCUAAAUGAUGCAUAAAACCUUAAGGACCGAAGCCUCCUGACUGUCUGAGAAAAUAGACUAUUUAACGAUUCCGUCAAGGCUGGCAACUUUCAUAAACUGUCCCCGCGGGUUGUCGAUCGUAUGUAAAACUCCUCACAAAAAGUUUGGAAAUCUGACUUUGAUCGAUAAUCCCUCCUCGGUUUUAGUGAAUAUCAAGGUGUAAUUGAUACCACGAAUAGAGCAUUUAAUAAUGAUACCCUACAUGUACAUGGUAUGAUUAUGGUUCACAUCGAGGUGCAGUACCUUGAAAUGUGGGGCAAGGUCAAAAUUCAAAAGUUGCAAAAUUACACAAUAUUGAAAGUCACUGUUCUUUUUUUCCUUGGUGAUGAGUGAGUUUCUCCGCGGUUUCUUUUGUUUUCAUGCACCUAAACAUCAAAAUUAACAUGGAAUCAAACACCCCUCUGCACAAGCAAACACAUAACAAACAAACAUGCAUGGGUAUUUCAAACCACGACUCAAAACAUGUUCUCACAGAACCAUCACUACAUAAACCACAACAAAGCAUCAAAAAUGAAGAAGUAGGGGUCUCUAUUGACAAAAGAAUCAUGUUCUGUUUUGACCCUUCAUGACUAUUUCUGCUCGUUUUGCAGCUUUUCAAUUCAGACCUCAUCCAACACUUUUAUAUCCUGCUCUUUUAGUGAUGGCAUGAUCAUAACAAGUAUGGUAUCAUUUUAAAGAGAAUUAAAUGAUCUUUAGAAUGAUACCAAAUAUGCAUUGGGUAAAAUUGGGAAUUGGGAGAAAUUAAAGGCCAAACUCAGAUUUCCAAAAUGUUUUGAGGGGUUUAUGAAAUUCUUAAUUAUUCAUAAGAUUAGUCCUCUGUGCCUCCCUCAUAAUCAUGGACCUAGGUCCAAUUAAGCAUCCAUUCAUGCAGCCUGCAUGCAUGGGUACUGAAUGAUGCAGCACGGAAUGAACUCGGAAUGCUCUCAUGGAAUCUUAUAACCGGAAUAUGAUCAUGUAAUCUUGUGAGAUAUUUUAUAAUGUAGAUGUUCUCGAAACUCAUGUCUUCCGCAAUUGAACUAUCCGCCCUUUCACACGGUAAAUAAAUCGUAAUUUGAAUGAUGAUUCCAGUGAAAAAUAAGGCUCGAAUUUUUAGCAGAUGUGAAACCAAACUAGAACAUGAUUAGAAUCACGAACGCUAAUCAAUAUUACGAAUUCAAAUUCUACUCCGGAGGUGAAUUCCUAUAAAGUUUCACUCAAAUUACGGUACGAAUUUUGCGCGUGAAAGGCUUGACCUCCAAAAUAACUUUUGGGGGCGGAGCUUACGUGAACUUUCAAGCAAUUCCGUAAAUAAUACAAUUGUCAUGCACCCAUCGUAGUUUGCAUUUGCGAUGCAGUGCUCUGAUUGACAAGUCACCAAAGAUACAUACCGCCUUCGCUCGGGAAUUCGAACUCAAAUCAUAGUUUUCGAGUGAGCGUGUGAAAGGUCCGAUGAUUCUAAAGACGAAUUGCAAUUAUCAUUACAAUGAUGAUUCAAGAUUCACGUGUGAAAAGGCCCUAAAUUUAAUCCAAAUAUGUUUUGAUUUCAUUACAUUGAUUUGACCUCACCUCGCCUACCGCCUUACAAUUAAAACUCAUUCACAAAUAUUGUAUAAUACUUUAUAAAGGCAAUGAAUUCGGAACAGAUUUUUGCAAUGUACUUUAAUAGCCAUACAAACAGGUUAUUCCUGGCUGUAAAUAUUUGAAAUGCUGUGUUCUCAAUCUUAUAUAUACUUAUGUGUUUAUGUAUCAUAUUAUUCUUAUUAUUUGCUCGAUAUUUUAAAAGAUGUUUUUCAACACAAACUCAUAUUUAUCAACAGAUAUUCACCAAUUUCUUCUCAAAACUAAAACCACUCAAAACUGUGUGCGUUGCAGGGGAACUAAUUAUUAAAGGCCCGGUCCCACUUUACUUACGGAUGCAAAGAGGAUGUAAAACGGAAACAAACCGUGCCAUCAGUUGGAAAACGCUAUGCAUCCGUUGUGUACUCAUUGCAUAUGUGCUUUAUAUACGCUAUAUCCAUUGAUCGUACGUCCACUGUGAUUUCAUCCGCUCAACAAGUUUUGAGCUGCACAAAACUUUAGAACGAAUGAACUUUCCGCUUGGUACGAUGUAAAUCCGCAACAUAUAAACGAGCAACAAACGUUGUAGGUUCGUUAUCCUCCGUUAAACGUCCACUGCAUCCUCUCUGCAUCCUCUGUGGCAUCCUUGCAACUCACAUCCACUGAAGCUAAAUAAUAUUGGUGUGAAGUAUCGAGGCCGGGGGGGGGCAAGAUGCCACAUCCGGUGCUUUUAGAGUUAGGGGAAAUGUUCUUGAACUGAACUAUAUACUCACUUCAGUUACUCAUACUAUUAUACCUAAUAAAAUUAUAUUUUCUAGUGAUCUGCUAAAUUUAAAUCAAUUACAUGCACUUUUUAUGAGAACAUUCACACUUGUUAAUAAAUACGUCAAGUUCAAACAGAGUAAUUAAGUUACAACAUAGAAUUCAUCACAGGAAUUUUGAGUGUUUUACUUUCUCAUAGAGCUAUACUCAGAGGCCCGUAUUCUGAAGUCAGGUUUAACUCAGACCACGGUCUAACUCUGUGCUAAAAUUAUAGGCAGCCAAAAAAUAAAAAAUAUGUUUAUAUUAUAU
Molecule: messenger RNA, 4986 nt
Organism: Lytechinus pictus (painted urchin)
Lineage: Eukaryota; Metazoa; Echinodermata; Echinoidea; Temnopleuroida; Toxopneustidae
Exons: 6
Coding region: 278-2233 (651 amino acids)
Biological process (GO): transmembrane transport
Cellular component (GO): membrane
Molecular function (GO): monocarboxylic acid transmembrane transporter activity
Source: RefSeq, a predicted model, not a curated record